AGAAUGACAGAAAAUACAGAUACAUCGCAAUUUAAUGCCGACGAGCUGCAGGCACCAGCUUGGCUCAAUGUCCAGUUUAUUGAAGAGGUUCUAAGUGCAUACGAAAAGGUUCCAUUGCACGUUACCGAUCUGAAAAUAACCCCUGCGACUGCCCAGGGAGAUCACUAUGCCAGUGUCAUGUUCCGAACUGUGGCGGAAUACACCACAGAGAAGGGAAAGUUCUCCAAACCCCUCAUCGUUAAGACGAUGCCGGAGCAGGAAGGUCACAAAAAGGAUAUGCUCUCGAAGUCACACAUCUUCGAGACAGAAAUCUUGAUGUACACCAAGGCUUUACCGGAGUUCGAGAGGAUUCUGCAAGAGGCGGGGGAUAACACUAAGCUCUAUGUGCCCUGCAUUUACCACAGUCUGGAACCGCGACAGGUGAUGAUUUUCGAGGAUCUGGUGCCACAGGGAUACACCGUUAUCCGGGAUCGUCCUGCCACCAAAGAGGAACUGAAGAAAGUCUUCUCCAAGUUGGCCAAAUGGCAUGCAGUCAGCAUGAAAGUUAUAAAUGAGAGACCGGACUUCCUUAAAGAAUUUAAAUAUGGUAUGUGGGACAUGACCGAAUUUUUGAACGAUCCAAUGGUGACCUCUGGGUUGCCCUGCUUUAUUGAAAUGCUGGAUAAAGUUCCGGAACUCAUGAAGUACAAGCCAUAUUUUGAAAAGAUAAAGGAAAACUACAUUCAGCGGAUGAGUGAAAUUAUGCUGGAGUACCGCAACGGUCCGCAGGCAAAUAGGUAUUAUGUGCUGUGCCACGGGGAUUUCCAUAUUCGCAAUAUGAUGUUCAAGAACAACAAGAAAACCGGAGCCUUCGAGGACGUUAUGCUGGUGGAUUUUCAGAUCAGCAAUGUGUGUCCCAUCACCGUCGACCUCACUUACUCAGUUUACAUGCUCAUGGAAUCGGAGGAGCGCUGUGAACUGGGAAAGGACUUUAUCAAUUAUUAUUUCACCGUAUUGGAGGACACACUCCAAAAAGUGGGUUUCAAGGGUGAGAUGCCCACUCAGAGUGGGUUGUGGGAGCAUAUUCGUGGUCAUAGAUAUUAUGACUUCUUCCUGAUGACCUCCUUCCUGGGCAUGAUGCUCGCCAUUAAAACCAAAAGUUUAAAAUUGACCGAUUUAAUUUUGGAUCCCGAAACAAGGCAGAAGAGUUAUUUCUUAGAUGCUUUCCUUAAAGAUGUUAAGACCUUGUUGCCUAAAUUUGAAAAAUUGGGAUAUUUUGAAAAUUUAUAA
This is a messenger RNA of Drosophila takahashii, 1269 nucleotides long. RefSeq lists its product as uncharacterized. The record is from RefSeq and is a predicted model, not a curated record. NCBI's taxonomy places the organism in Eukaryota, Metazoa, Arthropoda, Insecta, Diptera, Drosophilidae.